AUGUUUCACGAUAAUUCAUCAAGUACUCGUCUCAGUGAUUCAAUAAGGCCAAUUUGCUCAUCCUUCUUUCCACCGACUCGGCACCAAAGCAGUCUGCUUUCUGGUUGCUUCUUUGCAUCAAUAGGCCGCGAAUAUUCACAUUCUCGUAUUUCAGCCCGGCAACAGAGCUCUACUCUGUCGACCAUUGAGGCCAACUAUUUACUUACCCCUUUGCGUACAGGCUCACGACCUUCUAGCUCGUUGUUUCUAUCACAUCCAUCAACUCAGAUUGCUGCAUAUAAAUGCUUUGAUCCGCUCUUUUUUGCAUCAUUCGAUUACUCACAGCUGUCAAGUUGUGUCCAUGCUUCUCCUUUGUGCUCCUUAUCUCAUUCCUUCUCUAUCCCUCCUCCUCUUAUGCUCUCUUUUAUACCCUUUUCUGGUCACCAGGGCGUCAAGUUUGACCCCGACGGCAACCAACACAUGCGAUUGGAGUUUGCGCGCAGCAACACGAAAGUAACCAAGCCGAAAUUGUCCAACCCCAGCAUCCUGGCCGGAUUCGGGCUUGGACCGCACCAGACAGCUGGGCCCGGGACCCUGGUAGGACUCGGGCCUGCAGGCGCAGCCGCAGGUCUGUCGGGACUGGUUGCGGGCCUGCCCCCGGGCCUGUUUCCUCAGCUGACCGGAUUUGCUAUUAAUCUCUUGCCGAUGCUGGGUUGGCAUUUUUCUGGGACCAAUUUAUGUCGCCAUCCAUUCGGUGUUGGCGUUGCAGCCACUGGUAGAAUUGCGACUCACUUCAAAUUGAAAAGGAGUCAUGACCUCGUUGCUAUUUACCACCGUUGCUUGCGCCUCAAACGGACGUUUGCAUUUCUAGCCUGGACUGCAAUCUCCAUCUGCCUUCAUUGUGUCAUCAGCCCGCCGAGGUGGGCUCGAACUGUGGCGGUGCGAGUUCACAGGCACAAUUAUUAUCCCUCAGGCCUUUCGUUCAAAGUGGUUUGGAUUGUGAAGCCACAACUUUUCUAUCUCCGACGCCCACAUUUCGUGUCUGUCUGUGAUCCAGGCGAGCCCCGAAGGAGGCUAGAACUACGGUCCAGCCUGGUUGAGAUUGCCUUUUGGCGAUUGGUAGCGCAGUGA
Protopolystoma xenopodis is the source of this 1110-nucleotide messenger RNA. NCBI's taxonomy places the organism in Eukaryota, Metazoa, Platyhelminthes, Monogenea, Polystomatidea, Polystomatidae. The record is from the annotation of a GenBank genome assembly.